AUGAUGCUGGCCAAUGUGGCUGCGGCGACGUCGGAGGCGUCGUCUUCGAGCGAUUUCGUCUUGGAUGGAGCGACUACAUACUGCUGGGAAGUCGAUACGUCCAUAUAUUCCAACACGGUGGAUGGGUCAUCGGUAAAAAUGGUCAGUGCGCAGGGCGACGGCUGCCCGCUAAAGCUAUCUAUCGCAUUCCCCACGGACGACGUGUACGUAUACGAUUCGGUAGACAUAUCAUGGAACGCCACGGAGCGCCUUACGUCGAGUGGCCCCAUAGAGACAAAUACCUUUGGUGUGACCGAUUUGGCGGCUGGACUCGACCGCAUCUCGCAGAACUACUUUGAGAUCACCGCUUCGCGUCUACGGACUUGUUUAUACGGCGUGGACUGCAACCCUGUGACGACGGGAUCACAGCUGACCGAGAACACGACUAAUAUUCCGCUUAACUUUACAGACGGACUAGCGACGUUCGACUCGUCGGAGCUGUCGUUUAACCAACCAGGAAACUACACCUUACUGGCGCACUUGAUUUUACCCAGCAACACCCCAACCGCCAAACGAUACGACUACGCUGUCUUUCUCAACGUUCAGGUCCUUUCGCGGGAAAGAGCCACAGUAGCGGAUACCACCGCCACUCCGUACGCCGCGUCAACGGGGGAUUCGGGCAGCUCAGGCGUAUCAACUGAAGUCAUCUGCGUGCUUGUCAUCAGUGGCAUUGUGGUCGUAGCUCUGGCAGUCAUCGGCUUUGUGACGCUGCGAUCCAAAAUUGACCGCAACCCCGAGGCUACUGCUAACAAACGCAACAACUCCAAGAAGGGCCGUGGUAUGUUCGGCUUUUCAAGCACAGGAAUGAAUUCCGCAGGCGGCGUGGCGGUUGUGAGCGACGAUGACGCCGAGGAGUUUGCCAUGCUCAGCAUGCAUGAAGAAACUAUGCGCCAGAAGCGCGGCAGCACCUACCUCAGUGCGCUUAAUCGUGGGCGCCGCAGCUCAACCGCAGCCCAAAAGAAGAGCGGCAGUCCUAUCCAGUUCGCUGGACCAAUUUGCAGCCAAAGCUUGGAUCGCAAGGGUGUCAUGGUGGAUGAUGACAGCUUUCACGCUGGAGACAUUACGCCGCAAAGCGUUACCAUCGAAACGCCAGGAACUGGCCGGGGCAACUACACGGGUCUUGAUAACACACCAAAGGUUUUCGCACCCAAGCUUUCUCCGUACGAUCAGACCAGUGCCCCACCCGGUCAGAUUAUGUUUAAUGACAUCAUGGAAGACGAGGUGGACUCCACGGGACCGCGAUCAGGUGGCAUCGUCGCCGCAACUCAUCGACCUAACUUGGCGGACAGCACUAUGUCCGAUGUGACUGAUCUUAACCUCACCGCUGUGUCUGAGCGUAUCAAGCAACACCGCGAUAACGUGGAGCAGGAGGCGGCUACGCAUGUCAAGCAAGACGUGCUAACUGCAGAUGACCUCCGUGAGUCCGAGACGAAGGGCCCGAUGGCGCUGAGCGACCUCCUCUCUUCCCGAGUGCGGUAA
Molecule: messenger RNA, 1518 nt
Organism: Phytophthora infestans T30-4
Lineage: Eukaryota; Oomycota; Peronosporomycetes; Peronosporales; Peronosporaceae
Exons: 1
Coding region: 1-1518 (505 amino acids)
Source: RefSeq, a predicted model, not a curated record